AUGCCGUUUCCCUUCACCAAGAAGAGGUCUUCCAACAACCCCAUCUCACCCGCGGAACACCCACCACCACUCCCGCCCAGUACCCCGCCGCCAUACCACUACCACGACUCCCGGAGUUCAUCGCCGGAGAAGAGUGACGCUGCGGCCAAGGAGAAGAAGAAGUCGGCAAAGUACCGCGAGAAGGAUAACAAGCAGCUUCGGCCCAAGACGCAGCAGCGAUUCUCCUGGUCCACUGCGUCACGCCGAUCCUCCAGUUUCGACCACGACGAGCACCCGCUGAAUCUUCCGCCAGACGAGUUGCGCCGCUUGAGCCAACUCUCGCACAGCCGCAGUAUGGCUAGCAGGGCGGAGUCGUAUGAGGGUGGAGUGCCCGUUGCCGAAGACCCAAUGGAGGAGACUACACCAGCGCCAGAGACGCCGGGCUCUUUCCCACAGACAAAUGGCACGGGCAGUGCUGCUAUCAACGGUGUCAAUGGCGACCACGGCGAGCAGCAGCAGCAGCAAGGUGACCAGCGGCCAACACCUCCACCCCACCGGACGCCCAAGAGCCCUUCACCACAGCUGGAGAUACGGGAAGCGGACGCCGAGGCCUUCAAGGCUGCGGGCAACAAGCUCUACAAGGCGGGGCAGUAUGGCAGUGCCAUUGACGAGUAUACCAAGGCUAUCGAAGCGAACCCAACAUCGCCGACCUACCUGUCCAACCGAGCAGCAGCAUACAUGGCCGCCAACAUGUUCGUACAGGCAUUGGAAGACUGCAAGCUGGCAGACGAGCUGGAGCCCAACAACCCCAAAGUGCUGCACCGAAUGGCAAAAAUUUACACUUCGUUAGGACGACCGCAAGAAGCAUUGGAAGUCUACGAUCGGAUACAGCCACCAGCGACAGCAAAGGACAAGGCACCGGCACAGGUCAUGCAUCAACAUUUAUCACAGGCUCAGGAGAGCUUAGAGGGCGGCACAAGCGGGUCCAUGGUGCUCUUUGCGUUGGAUCAGGCCGAGAAGGGACUGGGAUCGAGCGUGCAGCCACCUAGGAAGUGGAGACUGAUGCGUGGUGAGGCUUACCUCAAGAUGGGAACAAUCAACAGCUUGGGAGAUGCACAGAACGUGGCUAUGUCGCUACUCCGAUCGAACAACGCAGACCCUGAGGCACUGGUACUGAGAGGGAGAGCACUUUACGCACAAGGCGAGAAUGACAAGGCACUGCAGCACUUCCGACAAGCGAUCUCGUGUGAUCCAGACUACAAAGACGCUGUAAAAUACCUCCGAAUGGUACAAAAGCUCGACAAGAUGAAGGAAGAAGGUAACACCCACUUCAAAUCAGGCCGCUACCAACGCGCCAUCGACGUCUACAACACCGCCCUCGAAGUCGACCCCAACAACAAAGGCACCAACUCCAAAAUCCUCAACAACCGCGCCAUGUGCUGGACCCGCCUGAAGCAAUACCAAAAGGCCAUCGAAGAUUGCGACCGCGCCGUCCAGCUCGACCCAACCUACACCAAAGCCCGCAAGACCCGCGCCAAAGCGUUGGGAGAGAGCGGCGACUGGGAAGAAGCCGUCCGCGCAUACAAGAAGAUUGCAGAGGAUCAACCCGAAGAACCAGGCAUCGCGAAGGAGGUCCGAAACGCCGAACUCGAGCUGAAGAAGAGCAAACGCAAGGACUAUUAUAAGAUUCUAGGUCUGGAGAAGGACUGCAGCGAGACGGAGGUGAAGAAGGCGUAUAGGAAGUUGGCAGUGGUGCAUCAUCCUGAUAAGAACCCUGGCGAUGCCGAGGCGGAGCAUCGGUUCAAGGAGAUUCAGGAGGCGCACGAGACGUUGAUUGAUCCGCAGAAGAGGGAGAGGUAUGAUUCAGGAGUGGAUUUGAUGGAACCUGGUGAGGGUUUCGGUGGGGGAGGUUUCCCUGGGGGAGGUAUGGGUGGCAUGGGUGGAGGGAUGGGAGGGAUUGAUCCGGAGAUGUUGUUCAAUAUGAUGAAUGGUGGUGGCGGCGGCGGUGGAUUCCGCUUCGCACAAGGAGGCGGAGGUGGUGGAUUUGGUGGUCAGCGAGGUGGUUUCAGUCCUUUCGGAUAG
Messenger RNA from Fulvia fulva, 2061 nucleotides. Its product is annotated as DnaJ subfamily C member 7. The record is from RefSeq and is a predicted model, not a curated record. NCBI's taxonomy places the organism in Eukaryota, Fungi, Ascomycota, Dothideomycetes, Mycosphaerellales, Mycosphaerellaceae. The transcript has 3 exons. Bases 1 to 2061 code for a protein of 686 amino acids. Gene Ontology annotation, molecular function: protein binding.